UGGCUCAGUCGCACACCGGCGCUUUUGACCAGCGGAAGCAAUUCCGCAGUGGUUGACGGAACUUGGUGAUGUGGCCCCCAUUCCCCUCCCCCUGUACCGGAAUGUCGGAAGAAACCCGACAGAGCAAAUUGGCAGCUGCUAAGAAAAAGUUGAGGGAGUAUCAGCAGAAGAACGGUUCUGGUACUCCUGCAGGAGUAAAGAAAAAACGGAAGAUCAAAAAUGGGAGUUGCUCAGAAACAACAGCUUCUGAUGGUUGUCACUCCCCUGAGGAUAUUCAGGACAUCCUGAAGGUGCUGGUGUCCGACCUUAACCGCUCCAAUGGGGUAGCACUCCCCCCAUUGGACAAGUGGCAGGCGCCCAAAGACCGCGCCACUCCUGCCAUACCAACAGUUGAUGGCACCGUGACAUCUGAUGGUGUCCCUUCGCCUUAUGCUAGUCCCCUUCAUCUUACUAGCAUGGCGUCAGUUCAGGCGCCCAAAGACCGCGCCACUCCUGCCAUACCAACAGUUGAUGGCACCAUGACAUCUGAUGGUGUCCCUUCGCCUUAUGCUAGUCCCCUUCAUCUUACUAGCAUGGCGUCAGUUCAGGCGCCCAAAGACCGCGCCACUCCUGCCAUACCAACAGUUGAUGGCACCAUGACAUCUGAUGGUGUCCCUUCGCCUUGUGCUAGUCCCCUUCAUCUUACUAGCAUGGCGUCAGUUCAGAGUCACCAUGCAGAAAAUGGCCCGAUCCUUACGGAUGAAAACGAAUGUCUGUCAUCUACGGAGAGCCUGCGACAAAUUUCUCAGCAGCUCAAUGGCAUUGUGUCCGAGUCUUCAUCCUGCGUCAAUGGAGAGGGCCUGUCAUCUGCUAAUAUGAAGGAUCUGGAGAGCCGGUACCAAGAGCUAUCACUAGCCCUGGACUCCAGCAAUCUAACAAACAAACAACUCAGUAACAAGAUAGAAGAAUUGAAGCAACAAAACCAGGAAUCUUUGGACCAACUGGAAAAAGAGAAGAAGGAGUUUGAGCAGAAGCUUGCCAAGGAGCAAGGCUCUCUAAGGGAGCAACUGCAGGUUCAUAUUCAGACAAUAGGAAUUUUGGUGUCUGAGAAAAAUGACUUACACACCGCCUUGGUGCAUACCCAGCAGGCAGCCAGGCAAAAAGCAGGAGAAUAUGAAGAUCUUGCUAGUCGUCUGCAGUCUUCCCGCCAGCGUAUCGGAGAACUGGAGCGCACCCUGUCUGCCGUCUCCACGCAGCAGAAACAGGUGGAGAGGCACAACAAUGACCUAACCAAAGAACGAGAUGCCUUGAAGCUGGAGUUAUACAAGAACAACAAAAACACCGAGGACCUGAAGCAGGUGAACUCGGAAAUGGAAGAGAGGAUUCGGGUGUUGGUGAACGAGAAGGCAGGCAUGAAGCUCAAGAUAGAGGAGCUGCAGAAGGAUCUGGAGAUGUCAGAGCUUCUGAUGCAGCAGUUAUCUAGUGAGUCGAAACCCCACGAUAGCAACCAGGAGUUAAAGAAGGCCCAUGAAGACCGGGCACGCCUGGAGGCCCGCGUGGAGCAGCUGAGCGAUUUACUGAAGCAACUGCAGCUGGAAAGAGACCGUUAUAUGCAAAAUAUGAAGGAGGACACCGCUUACUGGCAAGACAAAAUGCGGCAAAUGUCCGAACAUGUGCACAAACUGAGGGAUGAGAAGGACCGCAGUGACUGUCAGGUGCGGGAACUGGAGGCCAGCGUGGCCGCACUGAAGAGGCAGCUAGUGGUGCCUCCAGCCCCAGAGCCCCCAGCCGGGCCCUCGGAGGAGGAGCAGCGGCUGCAGAUGGAGGCCGAGCAACUACAGAAGGAACUGGAGAUCCUGGCGGGGCAGCUGCAGGCCCAGGUAAAAGACAACGAAGGUCUGAGUCGCCUGAACCAGGAGCAGGAGCAGCGGCUGCUGGAGCUGGAGCGCGCCGCCGAGUGCUGGGGGGACCAGGUUGAGGAGCGCAAGAAGAUUCUGGAGACCAUGCAGAACGACCGCACCACCAUCAGCCGCGCGCUGUCCCAGAACCGCGAGCUCAAGCAGCAGCUGGCUGAGCUGCAGGACGGCUUCGUCAAGCUGUCCAAUGAGAACAUGGAGGUUACCAGUGCGCUGCAGACAGAACAGCACAUCAAGAAUGAGCUGGCCAAGAGGCUGGGCGAGCUGCAGGAGAAGCUAGGGGAGCUGAAAGAAACAAUAGAGCUGAAGAACCAGGAGGCCGAGAGCCUGCAGCAGCAGCGCGACCAGUACGUGAGCCACCUGCAGCAGUAUGUGGCCGCCUAUCAGCAGCACGUGGCUGCCUACCAGCAACUGGCUUCAGACAAGGAGCUCCUGCAGAGGCAGGUCCUGGUGCAGACCCAGCUCAUGGACCGGCUGCAGAACGAGGAUAUUGAGGUCAAGAUGGCGGCAGAGAAGGCCCGCCAAGAGUUAGAGGAGACCCAGGGACGCCUGGAAGCUGCCACCCAGCAGAACCAGCAGCUCCAGGCCCAGCUGAGCCUCAUGGCUAUGCCUGGGGAAGGAGACGGACCGGACGAAGAGAAGGACGAGGCGGCCGCCCGUCCGAAGCUGAGCGUGCCGGAGGGCCUGGAUAGCCGAGAGGCCGUGGUGGCAUUUUUUAACUCGGCCUUAGCCGGUGCCGAGGAAGAGCAGGCCCGGCUGCGAGGGCAGCUGAAACAGCAAAAGCUGCGUUGUCAGCGCCUGGCUCACCUGGUGGCCCCUGGCCAAGAGCAGGAGGCAGGUGACAAGGCCCCCGGGAGCGGGGGCGACAGUGUGCCUGUGGAGACCCACCAGGCCCUCCAGGAGGCAAUGGACAAGCUGCAGGGCCGCUUCACGGUCCUCAUACAGGAGAAGGUGGAUCUGAAGGAGCGAGUGGAUGAGCUGGAGCAUCGGUGCGUCCAGCUUUCUGGAGAGACGGACACUAUUGGAGAGUAUAUUGCCCUCUACCAGAGUCAGAGGGCCGUGCUCAAGGAGCGGCACCGGGAGAAGGAGGAAUAUAUUAGCCGGCUGGCACAGGACAAGGAGGAAAUGAAGGUGAAGCUGCUGGAGCUGCAGGACCUGGUGCUUCGCCUGGUCAACGAGCGUGACAAAUGGCAGGGCAAGUACCUGGCCCCUGCCCAGAACCCUGCUGGGGAGCCUGCUGUGGCGCCCCCAGCCCGAGAGCUUGGCGAUGCCAAUGGCCAGGGUGAUAUCCAAGAGGUGAACCUGGCCAGCGAAGAGAGUGUGGCACCUCCCCAGGGAGAGGCCCUGCUGGGCCGCAGUGCCUCCGAGAACGCCACUGCACAGCAGAUCAUACAGCUGCUGCGAGAGAUGCAGAACACCCAGCAGCGCCCAGGCUUGGGCGACAACCCCUGCAUCCCCUUCUUCUACCGGCCUGAUGACAACGACGAGGUGAAGAUCAUUGUGAUCUAAGCCCGUCGCCAACAAACAACAUCUGAAGCAAUGGGGCUGGGGGCUCUGCCCCCACCCUGUCCCUGCCACCCCAUCCUUCCUUCAUGGCCCUGCCACCCUAUCAUUCCUUCAUGUCCCUGCCACCCUAUCAUUCCUUCCCAGGUACCUUUUUUUCCGUACACUAGCAAGAUAGAACCCCUAAAAAGGGGUAUGAUAAGCCCCCUAAUGGGGAGAAAUAGCUCCAGGCAAGAGCUGGAUCUUUAUAUCUGGACUCUUCGCGGUUCCGGAAAAACAAAGAGCCACAGACUCAAUAAGAUAAAAUAGUUUAUUUAUAGGUAUGAAAAGACGCCUAAAAAAAAAAAAUUAAAAAAAAAAAAUAAAAAAAAUAAAAAAAUAGAAAAUAAAAAAAAAAAAGAAAAGCUCCCUAAUGGGGAGAAAUAGGUGCAGACCCCUUGCCACCCAGGCAAAGGCUGAUCUUUAUAUCUGGAUUCUUCGUGGUUCCGGAAAAAGAAACAGGUAGAGGCUCAGUAAGUUACAUAGUUUAUUUAUAGGUAUGAAAAGCCCCC
Messenger RNA from Mustela erminea (ermine), 3949 nucleotides. RefSeq names its product golgin A2 (gene GOLGA2). The coding region runs from base 69 to 3404 and encodes 1111 amino acids. Lineage: Eukaryota; Metazoa; Chordata; Mammalia; Carnivora; Mustelidae. Gene Ontology annotation, cellular component: Golgi cis cisterna; Golgi apparatus; Golgi cisterna membrane. Gene Ontology annotation, biological process: spindle assembly; Golgi organization. The transcript is spliced from 29 exons. Gene Ontology annotation, molecular function: protein binding. The record is from RefSeq and is a predicted model, not a curated record.